UUGCACCUGUGCCAGGGCCCCUGGUGUCCCUCGGAUGACCAGAGGAGAAACUAAGGUCCCAGGUCCCAGGGUAGGAUGCGGUAUGUCUGAGAUGACAAAAUGCCACGGGGGUACAGCCCCCAAAUGGAGCCCACCAGCUGGCCUGGCCCCUCCAGCUGGUGCCCCAGACAGGCUGACCUGGGGAGGGGUCCCGGUCCUCACCAUGUUCCCCUUCCCCCCAACCCAGGGUGCAAAAUCAAGGCGCUGCGGGCCAAGACGAACACAUACAUCAAGACGCCGGUGCGUGGGGAGGAGCCCGUCUUCAUCGUAACUGGCCGCCAGGAGGACGUAGAGAUGGCCAAACGCGAGAUCCUGUCUGCGGCGGAGCACUUCUCGGUGAUCCGCGCGACCCGCAGCAAGGCCGGUGGGCUGCCCGGCACUGCGCAGGGCCCACCCAACCUGCCGGGACAGACCACCAUCCAGGUGCGCGUGCCCUACCGCGUGGUGGGGCUGGUCGUGGGGCCCAAAGGCGCCACCAUCAAGCGCAUCCAGCAGCGGACGCACACAUACAUCGUGACGCCCGGGCGGGACAAGGAGCCGGUGUUCGCGGUCACGGGCAUGCCGGAGAACGUGGACCGAGCCCGGGAGGAGAUCGAGGCGCACAUCACGCUGCGCACCGGCGCCUUCACCGACGCCGGCCCCGACAGUGACUUCCACGCCAACGGCACCGACGUCUGCCUGGACCUGCUCGGAGCCGCUGCAGGCCUCUGGGCCAAGGCCCCCAACCCCGGGCGGCGGCCCACCCUGCCUAGCGCCAGCCUCCGGGGGGACAGUACCCUGGGCACCCCAGGGGGCCCCGAGGCCUUCUAUCCCAGCAGCCGCGGAGGACCGCCAGUGCCGGACACGGGCCCCGCCAGCCCCUAUGGCGGCUCAGGCAACGGGGGCUUCACCUUCGGCGGGGACGGCCCUGGAGCCCCGACUGGGCCACCU
Myotis davidii is the source of this 969-nucleotide messenger RNA. It is a transcript of the gene MEX3D, whose product is annotated as mex-3 RNA binding family member D. The record is from RefSeq and is a predicted model, not a curated record. NCBI's taxonomy places the organism in Eukaryota, Metazoa, Chordata, Mammalia, Chiroptera, Vespertilionidae. The annotation marks the transcript as partial. The transcript has a single exon. Gene Ontology annotation, molecular function: RNA binding.